This is a messenger RNA of Mustela lutreola (European mink), 8468 nucleotides long. RefSeq names its product cysteine rich hydrophobic domain 1 (gene CHIC1). NCBI's taxonomy places the organism in Eukaryota, Metazoa, Chordata, Mammalia, Carnivora, Mustelidae. The record is from RefSeq and is a predicted model, not a curated record. The transcript has 5 exons. The coding region runs from base 167 to 934 and encodes 255 amino acids.
UCCAACCCCCCCGCCACCUCGUCUGCCUCAACACGCAGGCGCAUCUCCUCAAAUCCUGUCCCUACCCCCUCCCUCUUUCUCUUCCUUUCGUUCCCCCACCUCUUACAGCACCUCUGCAGAUUCAAACUCUGCUCCGUGAGGGUGGCGGCGAUCGAGAGGUCACGUGAUGAGCAUCCUGCUGCCCAACAUGGCGGAGUUCGACACCAUCUCGGAACUGGAGGAGGAGGAAGAAGAAGCGGCAACGUCGUCGUCCUCGCCGUCGUCGUCGUCGUCGGUAUCGGGACCCGACGACGACGAGGAAGAUGAGGAGGAUGAGGAAGAAGAAGAGGACGAGGAAGAAGAGGAGGAGACACCACCCCCGCCUCGGGUAGUGAGUGAGGAGCAUCUGCGGAGAUAUGCCCCCGAUCCUGUAUUGGUGCGGGGCGCCGGCCACAUCACUGUGUUUGGCUUGAGCAACAAGUUUGAUACUGAAUUUCCCUCAGUUCUAACAGGGAAGGUGGCCCCGGAAGAAUUUAAGACGAGCAUUGGCCGUGUAAAUGCAUGUUUGAAAAAGGCUCUCCCGGUCAAUGUGAAAUGGCUACUAUGUGGUUGUCUCUGCUGCUGUUGCACACUGGGUUGCAGCCUGUGGCCUGUUAUUUGUCUCAACAAAAGAACCAGAAGAUCAAUUCAGAAGUUAUUAGAAUGGGAAAAUAACAGAUUAUAUCACAAGCUUGCUUUGCACUGGAAGUUGACUAAAAGGAAAUGCGAAACUAGCAAUAUGAUGGAGUAUGUAAGUAUGCAGUUGUUUUUAGUUACUUUUUUUGGAUUCCAUUCUAAAUGUUACAUUUUACUGAGCUUAUCACUUGUCAGUUCUUUCUACAUUUUUUUUCUCCUCAGCCUAAACUUCUGUCCAUUGGAGCAUAGAGGUUUCCUUCCAUCUUCCUUAUAUUUGUAGCCAACAUAAAAUAUCUUGAAAGCUAGUAAUUACUUAGAUCUGAGAAAAAUGUCAGCUAGUAUGCUGCAAUGAAAACAUUGCCCAACCAUAAUCUUAUCUUCACAUAGGUGCAGAAUAUCACGUUUGAUAAUGAGCACAACUGCUGUUGAACAAAAUAUUUCUAAAUGUGAUCUUGACAAAACUUGCAUAAAAUAGGAAUUGACUUCUGGAUUCAUGUUCCUGGCUUUUCCCAGCUAGCUGGAAAUAAACCUCGCUGUGUGACUUGCAUUAUCAAGAGUGUUCUCUGUCUAAUUGAGGGGUGGUCAACUCCGUACCCUAACAGUCUUAGCUAGCACUUAAUUUUUGAUAAAGAAAUGAUAGGCUCUUAUUUUUUUUUAUAAGCUAUGCAAUCUUAAUCACAAAACACAAAUUUACCUAUAACCAAUGUGAUAAGUUCAUCAUAAAACAUUCAAAAGAAUAUGAAACUCACCUAAACUUCACAUUGCUGACAUAUAUAUAUACAUAUAUAUAUAUUAUGUAAACAUUCCAUUUCCAUAUCAUAAAUAAGGAUUAUUGUGCCAUUUUUCUCCAUUUUGAAUAGCUAGGGGGAAAAAUGUGCAAAUGACCACAAAUCUAAAAUGCACUAUAGAUAAAACCUUAUAUAAAGUAUUAUAAAUUUACACAUUAGAUUUAUAAAUAACAUAUAUAGAGAGCAUAUAUCUAAAUAUAAGUUAGCAUAUAAAUUUAUAUAGUGUAUAAAUAUUUUUGGUUUUUAUUAUUAUAUUUCCAGUCUUUAAUUAAAAUGUUUUAAUCCAUUUGGAUGUUUCAUUAUAUUUUCCAAACAACUUGUAAAAGAUGGUAAUAACCAAUAUCAGCUACUUUAACUGAAAAAUAUAUAGAUGUAAUAUAGAUAAAGGUAUUUUUUAUAAUCUGUAAAACACAAUUUUAAUCCCUUCUACUUUGUCAAAAAAAAAAAAAAGGUGGGCCAAAGGAAGUAUAGAUAGAUGGAGAUAAUAAUGUAAGACGGUUUGCUUUUCUGCACCUAAACAAAUAAUUACAUGAAUUAGGUCAUAGAAACUGUUAGCUACAAUAAGUAGUUAUGUUUACCAAUUUGAUUUAAUUGCCAAUCUAAUGAUAAGUUAUAGUAAAUUCUUUUUAUAACUGUUUUAUAUAUUUUGCUUACUUUAUAUUAGAGGAUCAAAGUACAUCCUGUGGAAAGUGAUUAUAGACUUUCUGGGUUAUAUAUGUUCUAGCAAAUGAAAAUUAUUUUGUCAAUAUAUUCUGUUUGUUUUUAUUUUACAGGUAAUACUAAUAGAAUUCUUACCAAAAUAUCCCAUAUUCCGACCUGACUGAGGAAUUUUAUUCAGUCACUUCUGUGUUACUUGUCAUUUCCUACCCUUAGUGCCUUGUAGAUGAUUUUGGAAUGAAGAUGGUCUCCUUUGCUGUGUUCAACUUAUUCCUUAUUUUUUCUUCUUCUUAUUCUUUAGAAUAUUCUCCUUACUCUUUUAUUUGUGUUGGUUUAAGAAGAAAAUUUGCACAUCUUUUUUUUUUGUUAAUGGAGCUUGUGUUUUGCACUCUAUAUUUUUAAAUAAAUACACAUACAGAGACGUAUAUGUAUAUAUAUAGUUGCCACUAAAGAUAAAUCAUCAGUGCCGGUGUUUAAAAAACAAAAACAAAAAUUUGUUCCGAGCAUGCUGCCUUAUAAUUUUCAUACUCACUGUUUCUAAAUAUGCAUCAUUUUUCUAGGCUACUUAAUGCUCUGUAAUCCCUUACUGGACAUAAGUAAAUAAGCUUUUGGUAGCUUUUAGAAAUGGUUUUACUCUUACUUGCUUUUAAAGGACAUGCAAUUAAUAGCACUGGUUUUGUCCUGCACUUUGCUAAAUUAUCACUUAUGUUAGUGGAUAAAAUAUUUAAACUCUUAAAAGACUUGUAAAUAUUGUCUCUUUGCAUAACAUAAAAUGUGAUAUGCCAUGGUUUACAGAACGUAAUAUUACUUACUGUAUUGCCAACAAAUCUACAUAGAUUUAAAUAUGAAUGAAGUUCGCAAGCAUCCUCUUGAAUGUGUAGACUGUUAACAUGCUGUUUUAUGGCAGAGCCAUAAUGAGUUUGUUAAAAAUUUCAGGUGUAGGGCAGGAUUGCCCAAGUAAUGAGUGGAUUAAAAUUGAAAUCAUUGUCUGAGAUAUUCUGCAUUGUACCUGAAACCAAGAACCUUAGUUUUUCCAUUUAAUUCAGUAAUUCCCAUUUUGUCCUCCACUCCCACUCCCUAAAAAAUUCAUUUGACAUCCAACACAUUUCACAGCUUCAUUGUCCUUAUAUAUUGCCUUUUAUGUAUCCUUUCCCUCACUUGAAAAUACACACAAUUACGAUCUUUAAGGAGUGUUUUAAGAUUUCACAUUCUUGGGAAGUGUCUAGAUCCUCAUGUAAGCCACACUAAUCCCUUUUUGAACUUCUGAUACUCUGCUUUGGGAAAGAGAGAGAGCUAAUUGAAAAGCUGUACCUAAAGAAUAUAUAGUGGCUGAUUCAUAAUUGAUAAAAAUAUUCUUUAUUUUUUGAGGAUCUUUUUUUAAACAUUUGGAUAUUACUAAUAAGGAAAGACAAGUACUUAGACAAAAGUAUUUUAGUUUAUAAAUUCACCACACAUGUAGCCUUUUCAUUUACAUAUACCUAUUUUUCUUUUCCUCUUCACAAGUAAGAUGAAUGAUAAUACCACACUUAUUUUGAAUUUUUAGCAUAAGUAUAAAGCUUUAUGUUGUGUUAUUUCAUCUGCAAAUGUAUGCCUGUCUAUAGGCAUUAUUUGUAACUCCUUUUGCUAAAAAUAAAUUAAAAGAAUCUGAGACUCAAAAAUAUCCUAUUUGUCAUCUUACUCUUAACUAGAGUAAAAAAUUUUUAGACAUUUAUCCCAGUGAAGAGAACAGUCAUUUUUUCAUACAAAGUCAAGUAUUUUAAAGUCACUUUUAAAAUUUAUGCCUAAUUUGAAAUCCAUAGUCCUGGACCAGUAAAAGAAGAGGAAAAAAAGAGAUACUUUUUGAUAUAUGACAAUAAUUGUUUGCACACUUUUCCAACUCCCUCUGUAGAGUCUCAUUACCCCUAUACCACCAAGCUACCCGGAAUCUCUAACUUUUAAUAUGUGUGCCUGAAAAUAACAUUUGUCUGUCUGCUGCAAAAUUAAAUAUGUAUUUUUAUAGACAAGGUGGAAACCUCUGAAAAUGCAUACCAAAUGUCUUGUUUUAUAGCUAAGGUCAGGGAAAAAUUCUAUCUGUGGUUUAUGCUCCAGCUAAUAUCAUCAGGUUUAUGCUUCAAACUGUGACUGUUUAAUACCAAGAUUGAUUUCCAGAAUAAUACAAAAUUUCUAAUUAGCAAUGAUAGAAUAAUUUUAAGUGUCAAUCCUUAAAAUCUCAUUUUUCUGUAUAUUUAGAAUUUGGUUAUCAUAACUUUUUCUGCCAUGUAUAAAUUACACUUGGUUUUGCUCAAAGAACAGCAAGAAGUGGUGAAUUGUUUCCAUGAAACAAAUAUUGAGACAGAAAUAUAGUGCAUCUGACGGUGACAGAAUAUAACUUAAGUUACAGUAGUAUUUGUCAUUAAAAUCAUUUGCCAGCAUUUGUAAACUUAAUUUAAAAACCUACUCUUAAUUGCUUUUAAAUUUAUUGUUUUAUUGUUCAUUAUGCUGGUUGAUUCAUCUUAUUUUCUUGAACUACUCAGAUAAUAUAAACUUUCUUUUUUCUUUCUUAUAUGAAUGCUUUUUCAAACUAUUUUCCUGCGUAAGGGGCUAAUUACCAGUUGGGUAUUUUGGAGUGCUUUGGAGGAGGGUGUUUUCUUUUCAGUGAAAUUGGCAGCAGUGAAUGAUGAAAUGACAAAGCACACUGUGUGGUCAUAAUCCCUCCCCCACUGACCUCUUUUUCUUUUAUCCUUAGGGUGAAACAUACUUGGUUAUUUCUAUCAAGUUCUUAGAAUAUGUUUAUGAAAGCUGUUUUUGGUUGAAGAAAGUAAUCGUGAAUUUCUUUUUUACAUGAUAUUCUUUUAUGAAUACUGCUGUGGUAGGUUCCAGAGAAAAUAACAUGUAUUUGCCAAAGUAUCUAAAUCUCACAAAGCUUUAAAGUCACAAGUUAAAACUGUUCCUUCUCUAACUUUUCAUUACAUAUCUCCAUCCCCAGUUCCCCCUUUAAAAACAUAAAUUAUGUAUAAAAUGAAAUUAAGGCCUAACCUUUUUCGACUCUUUUUUGUUCCCUCCUACCCAUGAUAUUAAUUUAAGAACUAGAUCAUUGUAGUCAAACAUUAGAAGAAGAUGGAGAAGUGCCUUGUCUUUUUUGAACAAAGAUAACAUUUUAUGUUGAUGGAAACAAAAUGGAUGAAUUGACAGAUCAUUAGAUUUAAAACUAUCCUUUUCAAGUAUAAGAAUAUUUCAUUAGCAUAUUUCUUAUUUUUCUUAUUUCUCAUAUUUCUUAUUUCAUAUUUAUUAUUCAAAGCCUGUUUCCUAGUUUUCCCCCAAUCAUAUAUGUUAAUGAUAAAGCAUUACAGAACAGGGCUAUCAAUCACUUAAAAAACUGGUAUAAUUCUAAUGCUAGUGAAUAUAUAAUUUACAUGGUUCUGGAAGAACAGUGGUCUUUGAUUGAAGCCCUACCAAAAUCCACUUAAGUAUUUAAUGUACAUACUAUUUAUAUUAUGAUCUAUAAGCACUAAUGUGUGAUCAGUUUAUCUGUGUUAACAUUUAGCACUCUACAAUUUUUAAUGAAAUUUAUUCUUAUUUUUUCAUAAUUUGAAUGAAGUUCCAUGCUCAUAACAUUUGUAAGGCUUAGAACAAAUAGAAUUUUUCCAAAUGUAUUAAGAGUUUCAAAAAUUAUUAGCAUUUUAAUUUUGUUUACACAUAAGCCACCACUUAAAAUCAAACCUCACUACUCGAACAUAAAGCCCCAGAUAACAUUUCAUCAGAAUUAACUGUGUUGGCUUAGGAGAAUAUAGAAAUUAUAUACACUUGUUUAACUGGAGCAGUUUCACAUGUGGGAAUAUAUUUGCUAAUUUGAUUAUAACAUGCCCAAAUUCACUGAAGUUAAAUCCCCUUAUGCCUAUAAAAUUCUGCUUUAAAAAAUUCAUUUUGCAGCAAUUGUCUGCAAUUGUCUGAUUGUUUGGAUUCCUUUAAAUGGUGAACUAUUAGGAAAUUUUCCACAGAAAAGGAAUAGAUUUUAUUAAUACUACUUGUUCAUGUAACAUAGGAUACUAAAAAAGGAUAUGUAUAUCCUUAUCUUGCCCCAAAUUUCUCUCUUGAUUCUGAGCCAGCCUUUUCAUUUUCACGAUGGCAACCUGAAAAUAUAUUCCAUUUUCUGUGGACUUUGUCAGCUUCUUACUAUAAUGAGGAAAUGACCUAAUAUUAUGGGCUUUGGGCAAGUCACAUAAAUUACAUUUCAGUCUCUUCAUCUGUAAAAUCAUUGGGUUGAACCUAGAGCUGACAGAAAAUUAGAGAAAAACUAAUACUCUGUGAUUCUAGGAAUCCUUAGGAAAUUCUUACUCUACAGAGUCCCAGAAUGAUUUUUCUCAGAUCUACUACCCUUGGUGGAAAUUCUCACAGUGCCUUGCACACAGUAAAUGUUUGAUUUGCCAACUGACUAACUGCUGUGUGUUUAUGUCACACAGACUAAAGAACCUGAUACCUGCUAGACCUCAGCCCCUCUAUGGUAAUAAAAAGAAAUGCAGUUUCCCUAGGAAUGAAAAGCUAAGAUCUAUGGGUUUUGCAUAUGUGGAAUCUGACUAUGCAUUUGGUAUCGAGGCAAGAAUUAUAACUGUGACAACAAUGGAGAUAUGGGAGGACCACUUUGACAUUGAUGUGAAAAUUGUUCAUAUCCUAUCAAAUAUCUGCUUCAGUGUCUUACUAGGUUCCAUAUCCUCAAAAAGAUCUAUUGGAACAAAUUGAUACUAGAUGGAAAGAAAAGUGGUAUGGAACUCAAACCCAAAUCACUUCUGGUUUAAUUCUUCAUUCUGCUGCUUAAUUCCUCUGUACCUCAUGUCCUCAUUGUGGAAGUGGGGACAAUAAUCUGGGCCUACCUCACAGGGGAAUUGAGGAUUUUUUUUCAUAUAUUAGUGUGCUUUUGAAGUUCACUGAAAGAUAUACUGGAUAUCAUAAUUUUGUAAUUUCUAAAUAGAUUCCUUUAAAAUCUAUGUUGUUAUGUUUUCUUUCUCAGUUAAACUCUACAGAAUGAGUGUUGCAGUUAAUCUAUUUUGUCAGUAGUAAAUUUUGUUAUUAAUCUCCUAUAUGUUAACAUGAGUAAUUGUGUUAUGUUAAUACUUGACUUAGGGAGGAAAAGCAGGUGGAUGCAAACUUCAGUGGUUCCCAACUUGGGACAGAGUAAAGAUAGCAGAGGGCAUCCUUGAAGCUUUUUCUUAAUAUUUCAAAAAAUAUACUGGAAAGCAUACAUUUACCCAUAUUUCUGCCACAUAAGCCAAUUAAGACAUUGAUUUUCCAUGCAUUUUACUUAUAUUUUUUCAAUCCUGCCUAACAACACUGGUUAUCACACAUUGAUCAGAAGCUGCAAAUGACAGUUCUGCUUUUGAUUAAUAAAAGAAUGAAAAAGCCUAUUAUUACAUGCAGUUUAGUAAAUAAAAUUCUUCAAAACAUGGGGAGGGAAUAAUAAAGGGAUGCUUAUGGUGAAAAUGCUGAAAACCACUUUUACAAAGGGGCUAAGAUUAUUGAUUAUUUGACCCUCUCCCCAAGUUACUUACCCAGGUCCCUAAAUAACAAAAUGCUAGAUGUGUGUGUGUGUAUUAGAUUGGCCUAUAUAACUUCAAGUUAGAAUUUGCUUUCUGUUCUCUUCUGUUUCAGGAUAACUGAGUUAAUUUAUUUGAGUGUGUAUUUGUAAAUUAUAUAUACACACAUAGGAUUGCAAAUGUGGAAAGUUUUAUAUGUUCUAGCAUUGGAGUAAAUAUCAGCUUCUGAGUCUCAAAGUAGUUCUGUGUAUAAACUCAUUAUGAGCCUAGGCAAUAAUUUCUCAAAUGUCCCUUUUAUUCCUGUUUAUUUUGUUGCUUUUAUCUUGGCUUAGUUUUCUUAAUUUUCCAUUUUUCUAGUAAGCAAAUAGUGUAAAAUUAUUUUAAUGCUUGAACUUUGAACAGAUUACAAGUGUUUGAAAUUGUAUAAUCAGCAAGCUAGUUUGCCUUCCAUGACUAACCACAUACAAAUAAUGAAUCUCAGCUGCAAAAACAGGAAAUGCUGGUAGCUGGAAAAUGGGCAUUGAUCAAAACAUCUAUUUGAAAAGCCUAGGAUUUCUACUUUUUGGCAGAGGAUUCCUACUGGGACAAGUUUACCAGAAAAGAAUAAAAGUGGAUAUGUCCAUUCAAACCAAGAACAUUCGUGAUCUUGUAUUGUUACAUAGCCUGUGGAAUGAAUUUAUUUUUCUCCCGUGUUUGAGAGUGACUCCCCUGAAAGAACUCAUCCUAUAUACAGCUGUGCCAAAAUGAAGGAACCUGCCUCUCUGAAACUUUCACUGCUGCUUCUGUUGUUCACUUGUCGGAUAUAAAAUUUUAUUAUCUCAGGAUGCAAAAUUACAAUAAAGUGCAAAACUAUGUUAAUGAA